AAAGUGACAGCAAAAACCAAGUUGCAAAUGUCAUAAUGACAUCCGCGAAAAUAGAAAUAAAAAAAAGAAUCGCGUUUAAUUCGGUGAAAAUCUGCAAGCGAAAAGAAAAACGUAUUUCACACCGCAAUAAAUAAAAAGCAAGAAAAGAAGAAAACAAUAAGGCAAAAAGCGGGCAUCUUUCUUUUGUACAAUGGAGGACAUUUUUUUUUCGGAAAGCGAAAUGAUCUCUCCACCACGCUCGGGCCCCCCUAUUUUUACAGGGUCUGCCGUGCAGCGUAAGCGGUUUGCUGUAUCGCAGCCCUACGAAAGGCGUACAGCAGUCCCACAUUCCACCAGCGCAACGAUAUCCAACCAUGCUACUGCGGUUCCAAGUAAAUUUUUUUAUAUUUUAAUAAAUUUUAAUUCUUACCAUUAUUUUUUUGCGAGGUUGUUAAAAAAAACACUUAUUUCAGGUGAACCAGUUUCUCUGGCUGCUUUACAAAAAGAACUGAGAGAAAUGCGGAGCGAUAUCCGUGAAUCUUUGGGGGAAAUAAAGACCACCUUAAGGGACCUAGAAAGUAAGGUUGAAAGGAAUUUCAAGGACUUCAAAAAAAAGAUGCCAGAAAGAGCGGAAUUUCAGGUCCAGGGACAGCUAAUGAGGGAGGUGAAAGUGGUGAUGACAAGAGUUCACCAGAGUAUUGCGCGCAUCACGGGAGAUGCUAUGAGUCCUGAGUAUAUAGUGAUUCCCAAUAACAUCACAGGAUGCGAUUAAUACUCUG
Molecule: messenger RNA, 758 nt
Organism: Anastrepha ludens (Mexican fruit fly)
Lineage: Eukaryota; Metazoa; Arthropoda; Insecta; Diptera; Tephritidae
Exons: 5
Coding region: 191-751 (186 amino acids)
Source: RefSeq, a predicted model, not a curated record